Molecule: messenger RNA, 392 nt
Organism: Salvia hispanica
Lineage: Eukaryota; Viridiplantae; Streptophyta; Magnoliopsida; Lamiales; Lamiaceae
Source: RefSeq, a predicted model, not a curated record
AUGGCGACGAUCUACAGCUGCAGAGAGUGCGGCGAGCCGGCCGAUCUCUUCGCGCCGGACUUCUACUUAUUCGAGGCUGGCAACAAGAAGACCAUGUCCUUCACCGCCGUGGAUUUUCGAGAGGACAAGAUCCGCCCCUUUUUCGAGAUGGUCAAUUACUAGGGGACCCAGAGGAAGCGCGUGAAGAUCAAGUGCAAUAGCUGCGGGAAGCUCGUCAGCUACGUCUACGACGCCGGCCCGCCGUUGAUGAACGGCACCAGGUAGUUCGGAUUCGGGCCGAGCCAGGCUAUUCUGAGAAACCCUAGGUGUCGAUUUAAGGAUAAAAGUUUGGCCGUUGCUUCUCAGACUUGAGCGUGUUGGCUGAUUUCUGUGUAAAUGUUUACCUUUUUUUC